Molecule: messenger RNA, 2726 nt
Organism: Conger conger (European conger)
Lineage: Eukaryota; Metazoa; Chordata; Actinopteri; Anguilliformes; Congridae
Gene: insig1
Product: insulin induced gene 1
Exons: 6
Coding region: 204-959 (251 amino acids)
Biological process (GO): cellular response to insulin stimulus; SREBP-SCAP complex retention in endoplasmic reticulum; cholesterol biosynthetic process
Cellular component (GO): endoplasmic reticulum; SREBP-SCAP-Insig complex
Source: RefSeq, a predicted model, not a curated record
AGGAAGCGCACUUGUGGUAUGAGGUCUGUGCAGUGGAAUGAAGCAGCAGCGCAAAAAACCUCCAAAUGAUGAUGUGACAGAACGUGAUAGCAGAGAGAACCGCUUAGCUUUCUGUUCAUUCAUCUGAGAGACGCGAAUAAGCACGGUAGCUCCUCUUAUUUCUAUUGAGUAAAGAAGUCGUUUGGGGAUCAAGCAAGUGCCAAAUGCCAAGACUAGAGCAACACUGUUGGAGCUGUUCCUGUUCCACAAGGGUGAAGUCUGAGAAUAUUUCAAGUGCAAGCUGGUUCGCAUCUAAAGUUAGGGAAAUGAUGACCAUCAUCACAACCAUUCUCAGCAGUGCUUACGGCUCCCUCCACAGCAUACGAACUGCUAACUUAAUCAGGCGCGGUAUCGUCCUUUUUACCGUGGGAGUUUUCCUGGCUUUGGUUCUGAACUUGCUGCAGAUACAAAGAAAUGUCACCUUAUUCCCAGAGGAGGUGAUUUCCACGCUCUUUUCGUCGGCAUGGUGGAUACCACCUUGCUGCGGCACAGCUGCUGCUGUUGUUGGUUUGUUGUACCCAUGCAUUGAUGACCAUUUGGGAGAGCCGCACAAGUUCAAGAGGGAGUGGGCCAGUGUCAUGCGAUGCAUUGCAGUAUUUGUUGGCAUCAAUCAUGCAAGUGCUAAACUCGACUUUGCCAACAAUGUCCAGCUCUCCCUCACAUUGGGAGCUCUCUCCCUGGGGCUGUGGUGGACGUUUGACCGGUCCAGAAGUGGCUUUGGGCUUGGUCUCACCAUUGCCUUUCUUGCCACUCUCAUUACACAGUUCCUGGUCUACAAUGGUGUCUACCAGUACACAUCACCAGAUUUUCUGUACAUUCGUUCAUGGCUGCCAUGCAUAUUCUUCUCCGGCGGAGUCACUGUCGGAAAUAUCGGACGCCAACUAGCUAUGGGCAGUAUGGAGAAACCUCACAGUGACUAGGGAAAGAAAGAGAAGAUGGCUAAGGAAAAAGGAAGAGAUUUGCAGUGCCAAUGCAGAGAACCUGAACAUUGAGACCUCAGAUUUCAUAAUUUCUGCUGAGAGACAUUCAAGUGAAAGCUCAUCUUUUGCUCCUGAUUUUACCCCGUUCUUUUCUUAAAUGAAUAGAAGGUCCGGACAUGUCGGAGAAAGGUGCCAAUACUUUUGGGGAGGUUCGCACUUCCUCGUGGCCAAAAGGUUCCUCUGUCCACCGUUGUCAUUGGUCCAGCUUGCCCUACAGGACACAACACAAUCAUAGAGAAUCUCUGAUUCUCUAUGGCGAAAAGUUAACUGGUUUCAGUUUUACUGUGUAAGAAUGAACGUUGGCCUUUUUGCAUUAAGUAUAGGUGUGGAAAAAAAGAAAAAAAAAAGAAGGUGCUACAAUGUGUGCUUUUUUGCAUGAGUGCAAAUUGUCCACUAAAGGGAAAGAUUUCAGGGCUUUGCAGAAAUGUCUGAAAGAUCUUAAACCCUCCUCCACAUUUGCUUCAGUACAAACACCAUAGGAAAAAUAAAUAAUUACCAAAUGGAGUAUUACACAAAAAUAUCAGUGGGGCUCAUUUCUUGGUUACAAGAAGAAGAAAAAAACCAAGGCAGUUCAGCAUACACCAAAAUAACCUGGUCAAAAUGUAAGAUUUGGCUAGAUUCCGGAAUGCCUUUUCCUUUUUUGUGGGAAAAAACAAGUAUUUGAUUUGUCUUUAAACGAUGAGUCUAAAUUAGGAUCAAAAUUCUAUAAACAAACUGAUUUAUCUUGUUUGUUCAUAGCUCACUUUCUUUUAAUGUUUUUGAAUUUGUAUUUGGAUGCUGGUGUGCGCGGACUAAGGGGAGGACAUGACAUAUUUGCAGAGCCUUCAAAAAUUUGCAAUCUGUGAUUGCCUUUGUAUUAUAGAAAUGAGUGCAUUUGUCACUAUUUAAGUUGAGUUUUUUUGUUUUGUUUUUUUUUGUAAAUAAUUUAUUGUAUAUCGCUUAUACAUAUAAUUGCUUCUCUAUCUAAUCAUAAUGGUAUUGCCAUGCUAGACCUAGUUACCGAGUUUGGGGUCUAGAUGAUUAAAGUGCAAUCAGUUAUACACCUGAGCCUUGUAUUCUUUCAUAUUUAUUACUUCUGAUAUUUGUUACAAGUAAGCAUCUUCAGAAGCAUAUGCAGUACUGAUAUAAAUUGAGCAAUAACACCAGUGUUUAUUUUGUGUCUCCUAAAACUAAAGAAGUUGUGUCAGAGGUUCCUUGGUGUUUUAAAUCGUCACUGCUCCUAAAUGAUUACUUCUUAAAUGUACCAAUGAUCCGUUUCACUGUAAACACAAAUCGUGCUGUGUCAAAAUCAUGCUUUCUCUCCCCAUAUAGCCACAUUUUGAACAGGAGAAACUGAUAUCAGGAAUUACUUUGCAUUUGAAAGACUGACCGAAUGUUUUUGGAAGUGUUGGAAGCAAAGCAAAAUUGUGUGACAACACAGAUGAGACGUAAACCAGACGUGCUGUGCAUUCAGCUCUGUUUGACCCCUGACCCUGCCUUAGCUCAGGUAGACGAAAGAGUGAAAGCUUUAUUUUUCUUUUGUAUUGUUUUUUUUUUUUUUUUUUUUUUUUGAGGAGAUGGCUUAUGAAGCACCUUUUUUUAAUGUGUAGAGUGUGUGUAGAGUGUGAGUGUGUGUGUGUAUUCAUUGACUUUUCAGCUGUGUAUCAUUUCUAUUACCUUGACUUCCAGUGGAAAAAAAAAAGAUGAAUAAAAACAUUCUGACUGCCA